AUGAGCGCCUUUGUUGCUGCAACAGAUGGCCAUGACCCCCUCAGAGAUCUCAUAGAAGAAGUAUUCCAUGAAUACAUCACCAAUGAGAUGCCCAUUUGUCUACUUCAUAUCACCAAAGGUGGUGAGAAGAUAAGGGUUCAACUUGUGGACAGGGAUUUCGUCAGGGUGCAUUUCAAAGAGAAAAGGGUCCCUGACAACAUUCAUGCAAAAUUUGCUGAAAAGAUGAUCAUAGAUGAGGAGGAGAGGGAGGAUUGCAUCAAAGAGUGCAUGAAAAAAGAACUGAAAUAUGCUAUCCUCUUGCAUAGAUGGUUGCUGGGCAAGCAAGAGCCUCUGUAUCACCAGAUGCCAGAGGAACCAACAGAAGUUCCUGUUGGUCAUGGGCCAGGAUGGAAGAAGCUUCAAAAUUUUUGCCAUACAGUGAAGGAUGUUCACAGCUGUGAAUUCGCUUGGUCCAAUAUGUGCUGCAUAGACAAAACAAGCAGCUCAGAAUUGGACGAAUCCAUCCACUCUAUGUUUUGCUGGUACAGGAACUCCCAUAUAUGCACUGCUCUCCUUUUGGAAACAGCAAACCUCGCAGCUCUUCAACUGCAGGAGAGGGGUGCAAGUGGUGAAAAGGCAGUCAAUGUUUGGUUUGAAAGAGGAUGGAUGCUUCAAGAGCUCAUUGCUCCAUCACAAAUCAAAUUCUAUGGAGAAAACUGGAACCCUCUCAUCCACAGCUCUAUGAAUGACAGAGACAGCAAAGUCACUAUGGAGAAGAUAUCAAUGCUCACAGACAUCAAUAUGAAAGAUCUUAAAUCAUUCACACCUGGCAUCAACCAAGUGCCAGAAAAGAUGUUGUGGGCGUCCAGGAGGCGAACGACUUGUAUUGAAGACCUCACAUACUCCCUUGUUGGAAUAUUCAAUAUCAGCCUCAUGAUCUCAUAUGGCAAAGGCAAAAGAGCUUUCUUCCAUCUCAUGGAGGAGGUCAUAAAGAGAUAUGACAAAUGGGACAUGUUUCUAUGGAGCGGUCAUUGUUCCCACUAUAACAUGGCCCUCCCAAAAACUCCGCACUCCUAUGCUGCAGGAUGUAUCAAAACACUUCACAAUGCAGUUGACCUGGCCGCAACCUACGAGUUUGGAGAUAGGCACUUUGCCUUGACCAAUCACAGACUCGAAAUUUGGGUGCUCCUACUGCGUGUUGCAGUAGAGGACAUCAGCAAAGAGUUGUCUGACUCAAGAUGUCUUUCAUUCAAGCAUGAUUACUUUAGGGUGAAGGUGAGGCACAUUGGCCCAAAGCCUUGCGAGUGUUAUGAACUAGGAUGGUCGUAA
Molecule: messenger RNA, 1308 nt
Organism: Suillus subaureus
Lineage: Eukaryota; Fungi; Basidiomycota; Agaricomycetes; Boletales; Suillaceae
Exons: 1
Coding region: 1-1308 (435 amino acids)
Source: RefSeq, a predicted model, not a curated record